Molecule: messenger RNA, 325 nt
Organism: Rhizopus microsporus ATCC 52813
Lineage: Eukaryota; Fungi; Mucoromycota; Mucoromycetes; Mucorales; Rhizopodaceae
Exons: 1
Coding region: 79-270 (63 amino acids)
Source: RefSeq, a predicted model, not a curated record
CAACAGCAACAGCAACAGCAACAAAUGCCAUAUUAUCAGCAAUAUAAUACCAAUGCUCAGCAGUCAUCGAUGUCAAAUAUGUAUAUUCCGCCUAAUUUUGGUUUAUCAGCAACAACAAGUCAAACCUAUCAACCAAGACACCCACCUGUUGAUGCGAGUACACUCUUGAAGGGAACACAAAUAAGACGUGUAGAAUGUCCCGUAUGCCAAAAGAUGCUAGAAGGGGAUGAUAUGGCUAUUAAUCACCAUGUCAAUGAACAUUACAACUAGUAUAAUAAUAAUUCCUGAAUAAAAUGUGAAGCCUGACUUUGAUUGUUACACGCCC